UUAAAAUUUGCGAAAUGCGUGUUGUUAUUUCUAUAGAUUAGCUUAUUAUCGGUUUUUCGUUUAGUUUAAAGUUGUAGUUGUACCGGUUUAGCAAAAUUUUAAAGGAAGCGUUCCUAUGAUUUACACCAUUUGAACAACAUUCAGGUCUACGAUGGAUGAAUCCUGUGACCGAAUACUGAAAGUGAAAAAAACCUGCAAUAUAUCCCCUGGUGUAGUAGAUUUGUCAGUUGUAGAGGAUGAAAACUACAUCAAAGGUGGCAUUCUCUCAAAUAACACACAAUGUUGGGUAUCAUGUGGACCACAGAUCACAAACAUAAACAGCAAUGGAUCCAAGAGAACAGGCUGGACCUUUGGCUGGGCUACCGGAGAUAAAACUAUCAGGGUGGUGUGUGUGGAGGAGUUGAUCGGAAGCUCGACAUCUAGUCCUAUCUUGGUGGUUGGUUGUGAAAGUGACAAUGGUGGCUCCCUAUGCUUUUACCACUCAGGUUCCUCACGAAUCCUGAAAGUGAUCAACUUUCAUGAUAAGAUAACAUCAGUAGCUGUGGUCAGCAAGUCCAAUGAGUCGCAAGACAAUUUGUCUGAUCUCCUAGAACCAUGGAACGGAGUCGUAGCUGUUGGAACAAAUGUCGGGAAAGUCUACUUGGUCGACGUUUGGUGGAAAACGCUUGAAAGAUGCAUUGGUGACUUCAGGCACAAAGUCUACGAUGAACAAAGGCCAAGUAAGCUUGUUGAAGUUACCAUUACAGACUUGGAAAAUGACUUUGACUGUAGAACAAGCAGCAUUCGACAUGGAAGCUCAACACUUGCUCUCUGGCUUAACGAAGUGACGUUUGAGCGGAGCAGGAUAAAUGCUCACCCAGGUCUACACAACAUCCUCGGCCGCAUGCCUCUAGAAUUCCUCUCCGUGUCUGUACUCAAGUACUUCCCCCAGAUCUCCACACUGGCCGUCGGCUACAACACCAGCUGCUUCCAACUGUGGGAACUCUCUACCCUUACUCUGCUAUACACCUCUGCUCUGUUGGAAGCCAUGCUACCAGUGUUCUCCUUCAGUCUGUUAGAGCCCUCGGACGAUCCGAGGUACGUUUGUUAUCUGUGGUCACUUCACCACUCGGUGGACGAAGACAACAUUCCGUUUGGGGGCAUGUACAUCAUCAGUUACCAUGAGAAACACCUGAAACCACACAGCAGCCAGUACUUUUAUGAAGGCUUUGCCUCCUGUUCAAUACGCUAUCAGCUUGACUUGGGCGCAGAUAUGACAGAUGUUGAUAUUGCCAGUGGACGAAUCAUCUCUUGCCAGUCCAUUCACAGAUCGACAUCAAAGUCUUCAUCUCUAUGGACGAACGCUGAAUCAGAAGAAUCUGGUGGAGAGGAGAGUACAGCAAGUCUGUUGUCAAUCGCGUGGGAAGUGUGGUCACCCAACCUACUCAGCGUUCACCGCAAGCUGACACUGUUUGACCUGAAUCAGUGGUAUCGCGAAUACAUGCCCACGUCAUCGGACAUGGAAUACACACAAUUUAUGGCCCACUUCUGUCUUCCUGAUGGUCAGUUACUAGACGUCAAGGUCAUCCCAAGCUCUGUCAAACAGUUCCAAGCACUACAGCCGCUUGAUGAACAUUUCUACCCUGUAGCCACCUCGUUUGAUUGCCUGGUGUUGCAUCAGAGUCAGGUGAUGGUAUGUAGCCACGUUGGUGUACAGCAGCAGGCCUUGGAGUCACUGACGGCGGCCGGUCCUAGUGGUCUACUGCUGCCUGCCUGCCUUUACAAGCAGUGCACCCAAGCCGGCCUCAGACCUCUGCUGGUCGACAUAGGCAGUCCUACCAAACUACAGAGUAGUGACCAGAGAGCGUACCUGUUGUGUGUGGCGUUGGAGCAUGAGUUGACACAGUACUUGCGACAGUGCGUCGCACACUGGGCGGACGGCAGUCACGCAGUCGCAGGCUGUACAUUGCCCAGUUUGUUAGGCUGGGCUUGGGAUCGGGUGCAGCGAUACAAGAAGUGGCUCGAUAGGCUUUGUGUACCCCUGUUCGACUACUCAGGCACUGCAUUGGAUACCAAUGAUUUAGGCAUCUUCCAUCACAUGAUCUGUCAGUUCCACAGACUUAGAGACCUGUUCGGCUUGGUCCUAGAGAAAUACAGCAAUUGUAUCAUCAAAGGAAACUUUGAGCAACAGUACACCGUCAUCAACUUGGUUUCAGCUUUUUAUGACUCGAUUUUCUGGUGCAUUCAGAAUAAGGUGCUUCCUGAAGUCAAUGCUAAUGAAUCCAGCAUCAAUGGCUGUAUUCCUUACUUUACUGAUAAAAUCAUCAACGCUACUAUUACAAGACGAGCAGAGCUCCAUCAGCUGGCCAAGGCUUUGCAAGAUCCGUCCCCCGCCGGACUGCUGCUGAUUGACGCAGUGAUUGCCCAGGAGGCGGGGGCUAAGGUCACUGAUCAGUGGGAGAGGGAGGGGAGCUCCGCCACUCUGGGCAAGUAUCCGCCAGCCUCCGUACAGAGUCUGCUGCGCACGUACCUCAUACGCAACGUGUCCUCCGACGUCAAACACUUCAUCGUCACCUACUUCUUGCUGGACAUCGCUCACGUUGUCUGCUCCCUAGGGGCCAGUGAAUCCAUAAGACACAACUUGCUGAAAUUCCCAACUGACUUUGGGCUAACCGAGAGUCAAAGCAAGAUAGUGGAAGCCUUCUGGUAUCUUGACCACAAGCAAUAUAAGUCAGGUGUGGACCUGCUGCUAGACAGUUGUGUGUACAAGGAAGAUCUGCAGGUGUACCAACAUCGCACAGUGUUGUGUCUGUUGGCAGCAGUGGGAGAAUAUAAACUGGCUCUACAUUACUUCACCACACGCAGACGGACGCCCACCGAGCCCCAGGACAUCAGAAUGGAAAUGACACUACUCUUGGUCAACGACCUUAUUCAUGAGGCGUUCCAAUUCCAAAGGCAUCACCAAUCAAUGUCGGCUGAGUUGCUGGACCAAUUUUUCAAAGGCUGUGUGAAAAUGAACAAGCUGAAUGUCAUAUUCAAGUUGGCACUGACCCCUUCUGAAGAAGAGGCCUUUAUGACCUUCUUGCAAAAAACAUCCCAUCCAAAGGCAGAUGACUUGCGAGUAUUCUAUUUGUUAUCGAGGUCAAGGUAUGUGGAAGCUAUAGAUGUGAAUGAGAAGCUGCACAGUGCUCUCGGUGUACGGCGGGGCAUGGGGCUAUCUCCUGCUCCUGCUGCCCGCAAGACUUUUGGUACACGGGGCAACAGCGGGGGGCCUACAACAAAAACUGUGACCACUAGAGACAUGAUUAUCAACUCCGUGACUAAGGGUCUUCCCUCCAUCACGCGUGACUUGGCUGACUACUGUCAUAGAGAGAAGCACUGCUCAUGGACACGCAUUAACAGACCCAAGCCACUGUCAAUGGACGUCACUACAGAGCUGUCCAAAGAUCGGCUGCCACAAUACAAGACGUCAGAGUCGCAGCUGUUAAAAGCGGCUGUGCUCAAAACCAGGGAGAUUUGGGCCCCUCUGCUCGCCACCCCUGCGGCACUCAAACGUAAACUACAGACUGUCAUUGAAGAGACUCCUUUCCUCCGCAACCCCAUCCACUCUAGGCUCAACUGUAGUGUUGUUAACAUUGAAGAAGUUCGCUCUGGAGUUAGAAGCAGAACUGACGAUGAAGAUUCUAUUGUUCCUAAACGAGCUCGUCUAGAAUUUUCACCAUCAGGAAGAGAAAUUACUCAAACUGAAACCAAUUUGGACAAAACCUCAGACAUGGAUAUCACUUGCCCUGUAAGCAGCGAAGUUUUGCAUACUCCUUUGGUUGCUAGAAUAGUGAAAAAAACACUCAAGGAAAUCCACACUCCACAGUCAAUACUAAAGGGAAGAUCAGGGCCUAACACACCACUGACGCCUGCAAAAGAAAGACUCGGUUCUCCAGCUGUAGGCCGGCAAAUCAGGUUCAGCUUGCCUCCAGAAGAUUCCCAAUCAAGUAUCCAAAGUGAGGAAGAAAUGAACAGUGAUGAAGGAGAAUGUUUGAAAACAACUGUGUCACCUCGCAAGUCUAUCCAUGAAACAUCAGAUUUGCACAACAGAUUGCCCACCCCUUCCAACCCCAGACUUUUACAGAAACUACUCUCGCAUUCCAAGAGAAGUUCUGUAACCCGCCUUCAGUUUGAUGAACCAGAAGAAACUCACAACGAAGGACGACCUGAACUUAGUUCGACAGCAGUUGCUCUUUUAAAGAAAAUAUCAUCUAGUUCACAGUCUACUGAAGAAGACUAUUUCAGCUUUCAGAGUUCUUCUCCGGAAGUCCAAAGUAAUAAGAGUGCCAAUGAAUCAAAGUUUAAAAUAAACUAUGGAUUGGAGGGAAACAUAGAAAGUCAAAAUUAUGAAAAUGUUGAACAAGAUCAAACGUACAGAGAAGAUUAUGAUGAAGAAGAGCUUGAUAUUUAUUUUGGGUCUGAUGAGAUCCAAAAAGAAGCUAAUGCCGAUUUGGAAACAACAAUAACUGACUUUGAGGCUGAAUCUGCUGAAAGAAAGUCAUUAGGUCAUCAAAAUCAAGCGUCAGAGUCAAUGCACUUAACUUUAGAAUACAAAGGAGAUAUUAGUAGUUCUGUACAAAUAGAUAGUAAGCAUCUGCGAGAUACUAGUAGUUUUGUAAACAUAGAUAGUAAGCAUCUGCGAGAUACUAGUAGUUCUGUACACAUAGAUAGUGAACAUCUGCCACCACCUACUCAUGGUGAUGUAACAUUUGAACUGAAGGAACAGCAUGACAUUGAGGAGAACGAGAUUGAUGAGACUGAGAUGAUGAGAUUUAGGAGACAUGUUGAAGAACUGGUGUGUAGUGAGCAAGAAAUUGGAACAGACCCUAUAGAAGAAAAGACUGAGGAGAAACUUGUUCUAAACGAUACAAAGCAAUCUUUGAACGAAAGAGAUUCUAUUGUAAUGGAUUUGGGUAACAAACAAGUAGUUGAAGCAGAAGUACUGCCAGAGUCUGCCCAGUCAUCAGACGCUCACAUUAUAUCUGAUGAGGUAGAAACAAAUGCCGAAACAGAAAUAAUAGAUGAACCAAUUCCAACUCAAUCAUUACGUGGAAGAAGAGAGAGUGUUGAACAAGAAAUUAACGUCAGUAGUGCUACAUUAAAUACAACAAUGAAUACCAAGUUAGUUGAACAAGAUACCAUUGAAGUAGUAAGUGAGAAGAAGAUGGAAGACUUAACUUUACCAGUAGAGUCAGUUCACAAGGAACUGAUACACAAUGUUUCAUUAAGUUCUCAACAGGACUUUGUGUUUACUCAAAAAGAGAAAGAAAUUUGUGAUUUAGGAAACACAGAAGACAUAACUUCAAGAUCAGUAAGAGGCACAACUCCUUUGCCACAAAUUUUAGAAGAGCUGGUGAAAAAAGGAAGAAUAUCACUUAGUGUGCCUGAAAGCGAAAGUAUAGAUGAAUCAAAUCUUACACCCGAACAACAUUCAUUGACAGAAGCUGUUACGAACACAAUUUGUAAUCCACUUGAGGAGCCUGUAAUUGAGAAAGAUCUAAGAAAUGAGGGAAUAUUUGAUGACAAGCCCCAAGAAGAAAUUGAAGCUGAUUGUAAGUCAAGCCAAUCCGAUGAAAAUAUAAAUAUUUCAGAACCUGAAAAAGAAAUUGUUUCUAAAGAAGAAGAAUCGUUUCUUAGUUUUCCCACCAAAGGCUCAUUGAAGCAAAUGUUUGUUUUUGGGAACGAGGCAAGUCUAUCUACGUCAGCUGUAAAUAGCAACCUUACAUUUACAAUCGGAACAAAUGUAUUUGGCAGUUCUACUUGGGAAGAUCCGACAUGUAAAACUGACUCAUCAGAUUCAUCUACCAAGGAUGAACCUGAAGCAAAAAAUGAAGAGGAAAUUCCUGUUGAGCCUCAAAUUAGUUCAACAUCCGAUAAUCAAAAUAAAUCAAGUAACGAUCCUUGUCAAUUUAACAUCUUAGAAACACACUCUCUUACAACAGAAGUUUUUAAUGAUGAACCAAGCAGUGAAAAGCCUAGUGAGGAUAUUCAAAAUGCUGAUACUUCAGAAAUUUCACAACGGCUGCCCCCUGAUGUGGCUGACAAUGAUCAGAUCUUAGAUUUCUAUAUUGAUACAAGCAGUACCAAAGCUGUACCAGCUGCUGAGUUGGAGGCAGACUUAGCAGCAGAUUUCGAACUGAAAAUGUCAGAGGGUGAUGUAUCAGUGAUGGAAGUUUCAAGUUGUGAAAAGAUUGACGAAGAAACACCAGAAGAAGCAGAGAAAGAGCCUGUCUUUGAAACAUUAAAACCAGUUGAAUACCAAUUUGACGGGGAAGAAUCUGUAGAGGAAGACAACUGUUAUGAUCAGUUCACUGAGAAAGAAGAUGUGGAUGAAGAUAUUUAUGGAGAUCUUGAAGAGGUAGGUGAUGAUGGAGCAGGGACUACAGCAUGCCAGACCGUACACCAAGAGGUAGACCACAAGGAGGAAAAAGAAGUCAUCUUCCUUGGAUCUAGUUCAGAUGAAGAAGAACCAAUGAAAAAAUUCACCAAAUCAUCCACACCAUAUAGAUGUCAACCUACUCCGAAGACUGUGAAGCAGCAUUCAAAACUCUACAAUGAAACACUUGACUAUGAGGUUGAGGAGGAGGUAGAAGAAGAGGAGGAGGAGGAUGAUGUAGAUGAAGAAUAUGAAGAGGAUUACAGUGACCAGGAGCAACCAAAUGAAUCUUAUUCCAGUGAAUCCUCCAUUGACGAUCAUAAUGAAGAAUCAGAAAAUGAAAUGGACUCUAAAAUUGAAAAGAAAAAUCUAUAUUUUUCAAGCGAAAGUGAGUCAGAUACAAGUCAUAACAGAAGAUCAUGGAAGCAACAAAGAAAUCAGUACGGUAGUAAUGAAAGUUUGAGAAAAGAAAAUAUCACAACAGAUGAAGACACAGUAGAGUCACCUCCGUUUGAAAUAAUAGGCCAAGAUAGUCAAGAAUGUCACACAGAAAAUUUAAAAUCUGUCUGUGAAGAAAAUAAGGAAGAGUCUUUGAAAAUUGAAGCUACUGUUGAAACCCCUACUUUACUUGAAGAACAUUCAACAGAAGCAGCUGAGGUCAUUGAAAAUAACAAACUAGAACCUACUUUGGAUUCAAUACACUCUAUAACGUCUAAAGAAAGUGAUUCUCAUGAAGGUGAAACCCCUGAGGUUGAAAUGGAUAUCGAUAUCAUUAAAUUGGCUCAAGAAAAUCGUCAAAAACGUUUGGAAACAGGCAGUAUUCCUGAUCUUAGAAACAGAAGAAGUAGAAGGUACAGCUCCCUAACAAAUCUCAAAGAAAGUAAACGGUUGAAACUCAGAAGGAAAUCUUGUUCUCAACACGAUUUAGAAUCUCUUAUUAUCCAGGAGACUAAAUCUACAUCUUGGUUAUCACCUGAAAAAGAAGUUUCUACUGCCAAUGUUAGUCAAAUUUCACCAACAAACACUGCUACAACCACCAAUGAACUUCAAGAUGAUAGCGUUGUUAAGACCAUGCUUCCUCCAUUGACAACACAACCGAACAUUAUGUCUGAAAUUGAAUCCUGUGAAACAAACAGCGUAACUAGUUCUUUGUUACCUGAGCGUGGAAGUAUAGUUUCAAACCAAACAUUUGGCCAUGAAUUUCCAAAGCUUCCAGAAAAUUUCAAGAGAAAAAGCAAACCUUUAGUCAGCAGAUUAAGUUCCUUGCAUGACAUAUCUGAAGAGAACUCUGAGAUUUCUGAGAGUGUUAUGUGCCCUCCACAGGAUCAGGAUCAGUCUACCAGAAGAUCCUUAAGAAGAUCAGUGUCAUCAGACCAGCUGACCGCUCCCACACAAACGGAUGUUUCUCAAAUCAGAAGAUCAAAUUCAGUUUGCAUGUGGUAUGAAUAUGCCAAAGCUCAUCAAUCAGAAAUAACUUCAGAUGAUAAAAUAACUGGUGAUGGAAGUUCAUUAGAAGAUCCAGGUAACAAAUCAGUAUGGCCAGUGGGAAAUCAAAAGAAGAAAUAUGCAACAAGAAAAUCAAAAAAGAAGGAAUCAACUCAUACCAGCCUUGAUUUGCUGACGGAAAUUGAUGAUGAGGAAAAAGAAACAGUUGAAGGGACCAAAGAGAGUACUGUACAACUAGAAGAAAAUAAAGAAGCUCUGUCUGGCAGUGUUACUUCCGAAGGAAAUGUUUGCAGUGUUGAACCUAAUAUUGGUGCCAAUGAGAUUGCAGAUGAUGCUGUUCAAUGUUCUGACAAUAGUCGUUGGCUAAGGGCCCAGUCUGAGCCUUCAUCAUUAGUUCGACCUUCAACAGGAAGGCGCUCCAGGAGAAGUUCUUCGUCUAUGAAAAUAAAUGAAUAUCAUAAAAAAGUACUGCCUAGAAGUUCUUUAAAAGGAAAGUCCUUUGGGCCUCAAGAGUUUGAAAUUAUAGAUUCAGAUGUGGAAUCGCCCAGAAUUACAUCAACUUUCCAGGGAAAAAGUCCUGUUCAAGAAAGUAUCUCAAACACAAAAGAUCAAAGUAGUACAUUAGAAAGUAACUUCGAGAAUGUUCAAGUUGAAGUUUCAAAAGAAACUAUUGAACCUUUAGUUACUAUUGAACCUAAUAUGACUCUGACGCCAGAACAUAACGAACGAUUGAAGAGAGGUCAUUCAGAACCACCUGCGAGUGCAAUAAAUCCGCCUAAAACUAGAUCAAGAGCUCGAAGAAGUUCUUUUUCAUACAAAAUUGAAAAAGUUCAUAGAAUGAUUCUUCCUAGACAUUCUAGAAAUUCAAGGUCGAGUUUAUUCCAACCCAUGGAAAUAGUGCAAUCUGAUGAAGAGAACUCUUUUCAAAAAACUCCAGUUCGCAAUGAACAAGAAUUUGAAUCUGAGCAUGAAGUUGAUCACAAAAUUAAUGAAACCCCUGUAACAUCCAAGAAACAAAAAACACUACCCAAAAAUGUUAGCGAAAGUAACAAAAUAGAUCCAGAAAAACCCCAAGAUUAUCCUCAACCACCAAAAAAGAGAGGGAGGUCCAAGAACAAACCUACUGAGGUAGAAGUAUCAGAGUUGGGAGAAAAAGUAAUUAAUGUCAACCAGACAACAGAAAACUUACCAGCCCAAGAGGUCUCAGAUUUCCCCAAAUCACAGGCCAAAAAACAAAAUCUGAAGAGCAAGACAAAAGUUGGUAAUGACACAGAAACUACCAGUGCUGUCGAACAUAGAAAUGAAACAUCUAGUGAAAAUUCUAAUGUUGGUGUAACUAAAACAAGUAUACCCAAAAAAAGGAAAAAUGCUGGUGCUAACAAAGAUCCUAUUGACGAUGUCACAAAAAGUACUGCAGAACACAAAACUGACAAAACGGAAAAAGUUAAGUCGAAGAAGAAAAAAAUUAGUGAUGAACAGGAAACCCCCAAAAAGACAACAAAAAGUAAAAUCAAAGAAAUUGUGACACCUUCCAAAGAACAGUCUGACAGUGAAAAUGCAGAAUCUUCACUGACUGAGAGUCAAGCAGAUGAAAUGAAGGUAAGCAAACCUAAUAAAAUACAUAAAGUAGUAGACCUGUCCAUCUUGGAUAGCCCUGCGAGGAGAACUCGACGCAGCAUGUCUCGAAUGUCUGAAACCGAGAUCACUCCAACCAAAGACAAGCUGCCAAAAAGAACAAGACGUAGCAGCAUCAAGUCUGAUGUAGUCUUAUCAACGCCAAACAAGUACGCUGCAUCAGAAAUGAGCGAUGCAAGCACUGAACUCAAUCUACAACUCAACACGCCCAGUAAACCCACGCCUGGUCGGAGGUCAAGCAGACGGGCAGAGUCUGAGAUGAGUGACGCGAGCACCGAGCUCAAUGUUCAGAUCAGUACACCGAUUAGAAGGUCAAUCAGACGACCAUCCAUCUCGGCUUCAACUAGCACACCGGAACUCAUUCCAGAAGAGCUUUUAAUGCAACGAAGACUGACCAGGCAUCAACAUGCCCAACUGCAGAAAAGUUUUGAACUAUCUUUUGCGGAAUCCCCUAAACUGUCCAGGCUCGAAGAAGUUCCUGAAGAGAGUGUUGAAGAUGGUGAUGUGAAACUUACGCCAAUCCGAUCUUCAAAACGAACCAAAGCCUCCACCUCUAAAGGUUCUAAGAUCAAAUCUUCUAAAAAGUAACCAUUACCAUUAAGUAGGAUUUAGCUAUUCCAUGAAAAAUAUGUGCGUAAGUUCCCUAGAAACAUCUCAUGACUUAAAUUAUUAUUGUUGGACUGUAUAGGGUAAGCAGGAUAAUGUAUUUAAAAAAUGUAAGAAAGUGUAUAUUUUCAUUAAGUUAUGUAAUCAUUUUAGUGAAUAAACUUUGUUCUUAAAAAUUUUAA
This is a messenger RNA of Macrosteles quadrilineatus (aster leafhopper), 10266 nucleotides long. RefSeq lists its product as uncharacterized. The record is from RefSeq and is a predicted model, not a curated record. Lineage: Eukaryota; Metazoa; Arthropoda; Insecta; Hemiptera; Cicadellidae. Bases 152 to 10066 code for a protein of 3304 amino acids. The transcript is spliced from 29 exons.